GCGCCGCUAAGCCGCUGAAGAGCUCCAGUGUGACACGCGCAUGCAGAGGGAGAGUGCAGCGAGCGAACCAGCCGAUCACCGCGUAGUGAUGGAAAGCAUUAAGCUCUUCCUCUACACCUUUCUCGUGUCUCAUUACUUGUGGAGCGUCGUCUUCAUCUUGUGGCUCUUCGUCAACGGGACGCCCACAGAGCUCACCAACUAUGGAUUGCUUCAUUGAAGUUGGCGAGGACGAGCGCAGAGACACGCGUCCGAGGCGAUAUGGACAGUUGUGAAAUUUUUGCGCUUCCUCAUCUGCGAAACCAAGCAGGAUUUCCGCAGGAUAUCCGUUUCACAUAACGCUUCACCCUGAAAUGCAGAAUGUUUAGCUAGUUGUGGUGAAAGCGGCCGUUAGAAUAGUGCGUGCGUGACGGCUCUUUCCCCCCUGCAGGCAAUCAAUUAGGUACAGUCUUGCUAAGUGAACUUUAAUUCGUCCAUUUGGAAGAAGUCAGCCAUGGCUCUUCCAGAUAGUAGUAUAUCGGUUGAGGAGGUAUCAUUCCCGGAGAUCAUCGAGCUGAAUGUCGGCGGUCAGGUGUACAUAACGCGCUACUCCACACUCACGAGUGUGCCACACUCUCUUUUGUGGGAAAUGUUCAGCCGUAAGUCGGCUAAAGGAUUGGCCAGGGACACCAAAGGGCGUUUCUUUGUGGACCGGGACGGCUUUCUUUUCCGCUACAUCCUGGACUACAUGCGGGACCAGCAGCUGGUCCUUCCAGACCACUUCCCCGAGCGGGGACGGCUGCAGCGGGAGGCGGAGUUCUUCAACCUUCCCGAGCUGGUCAAACAGUUGGCGCCCAAAAUCAGCAAGCAGAACUCGCUGGGCGACGACUGCUGUCAGAGUGACCCGGAGGACUCCUCGCCCGGGGUGGACGCCGCCCGGAAUCUGGGGUCGCUCGGCGCGGCGGCGGCAGCCUGCGCCAGCCUGGUGCCCAGCUCCAUGGACGGGAAGCGGUCCGGCUUCAUCACCAUCGGCUACCGUGGCUCGUACACCCUGGGUCGCGACAGCCACACCGAUGCCAAAUUUCGUCGGGUGGCCCGAAUCAUGGUCUGCGGGAAGACCUCCCUGGCCAAAGAGGUCUUCGGGGAGACCCUGAACGAGAGCCGCGACCCGGACCGCCCACCGGAGCGCUACACGUCCCGCUACUAUCUCAAGUUCACCUUCCUGGAGCAGGCCUUCGACAAGCUGGCCGACGCCGGUUUCCACAUGGUGGCCUGUAACUCCACAGGCACCUGCGCCUUUGCCCACGAGCAGACGGACGACAAGAUCUGGACCAGCUACACUGAAUAUGUGUUCUACCGUGAGUGACGCUGUCGAACCCCACCCCCCUCCCCACCACCUUGUCUGCAAGUGUCCCCUUCCAGCCUCAAGCUCUCUCUCUAGUAGAUGUACUGUAGAUGUUCUGCUUUGGGCUCCACGCAAUUCCUCCCAUGAACAGUUCCCCACGAGUGACUCUUUCCACCUCCUCCCUCGUCCCCAGACCCCGUCAGCUUGACCCCCCCACCCCCCGCAUCUGAUCUAGAUGUCGUCUUGACCACACUGCAGCUCCCCUUGCAGAAGACGGACCUUCUUUAUCCAACCCCUCUUCAUAUUUCAUCUGCCUCUCUGAAAGCACAACUCUUUCUAUGAUCUAACUUAGUUCACACACAAGCCCCGGGGUAUGGGCGUUACGAAAAAGGGCUUCAAAAAAGUGGCCAUCUUGUACUGUGUAAUGUCCCUUCUGGCCCAACUCUGUCCUGCUCCUCUGAAAUAAAUCACCGCCAUAAUCGGACUUCUUAUAAGCCUCGAGGGGGACAUGGGAGCUAAAAGAAGCAACAUGUCCUGCGUUAUCAUGUCCUGUAUCAUGUGACUAGGCUUGUGCCAUAGUGGACUUGUCAGUUCUCAGUUGUUGCUUUCAGAGACAAUAGAAACAGAUAAGAAGGAUGCUUCGAGUUUUCUUUUGAGUGCUUAAAAAGUAAUGAAAGGCAGAAUAUAACAAGACCUGGUGGACACAACACAAAGGUUGUACUAGAGUCCACACUGUGCCAAAGGGCCUUUUAGUCGUUUAAUCAGCCACGCUAAGCAGGCUGAGAACCCAAAGGGGAAGGCGGUGUUGCGCCACUUGCAUCAUACUGCUGCUCAAUAUUUUUUUUAACAUUCCGUCGCUCAGUAACCUCGACUGCGCCAUGUUUCAACCUCACCACGGAGGCUUAAGUCAUGAUUUCAUUUCAGUAUUGUUUGAAGCUGUUACGUAGUUAACGUGAAUAGCCGAACGGGAAUGGUUGAAUUAUGCUGUUGUUGGCCCAAAUCUGAUUAUUUCGCUCCGCUGUAGCUAAACCACUGCUCAAGAAUCGUCUGCAAAUCAUGAACAUACCUCAGAUUACGCCCACAGUUGGCAAAAUAGUUUAAGCACACUCGCUGGUAAAAUAUUAACAAACACUGAGUGUGUAUGAGUGCAAGUAAAAGGAGUCAUCAAGGUUUUUGUCUGACAUUUGUUGUGAAAUGUAUGACGGAACGUCUGCGUUGAAAUGUUAGACUCGUCGGUAAAGGCAAAGUGUUCAACUAAAAGAUUUGUCAAAUAAAGGUUGUUCUUUCUAUUUCAU
Messenger RNA from Syngnathus acus (greater pipefish), 2616 nucleotides. Its product is annotated as BTB/POZ domain-containing protein KCTD12-like. The record is from RefSeq and is a predicted model, not a curated record. Gene Ontology annotation, molecular function: protein binding. Gene Ontology annotation, biological process: regulation of G protein-coupled receptor signaling pathway; protein homooligomerization. Lineage: Eukaryota; Metazoa; Chordata; Actinopteri; Syngnathiformes; Syngnathidae. Bases 491 to 1342 code for a protein of 283 amino acids. The transcript has a single exon.